Oncorhynchus kisutch (coho salmon) is the source of this 1852-nucleotide messenger RNA. Its product is annotated as nuclear pore complex protein Nup50-like. Gene Ontology annotation, cellular component: nuclear pore. Lineage: Eukaryota; Metazoa; Chordata; Actinopteri; Salmoniformes; Salmonidae. The coding region runs from base 269 to 1786 and encodes 505 amino acids. The transcript has 8 exons. The record is from RefSeq and is a predicted model, not a curated record. Gene Ontology annotation, biological process: protein import into nucleus.
CUUUUAUUCGACCAAAUAAACCUCAUGUAGCAAAUUACAUUUUUAAAUUCGACCAAAUUCUACACUCUCAUUGACCACACACAUACAACAAAAUAAAUCACAAUUCCGAUGGGCGGAGUAAAACCUCUCGCUUUGCCUCUUCUUCUUCGCUGAUCGGACAACCAGCGAUUAUUCCAAGUUUAGUAGCAUUUGGAAUUGAUUUACUAUCAAAGGGCAGUUGUUAUCGAACAUUUUAAUUAAAGGGGGGAAAAAAGAGAGCAGCGUUGCCAUGGCGAAGAGGAUUGCCGACAAAGAGCUGACUGACCGGAACUGGGAUCAGGAGGAUGAGGGAGAGGAGUGUUGUGAUGGUGUUCAUCAGGCAGGGACAUUUUCCAUCGCUAGUGAUGAUGUGAUGAAGAGCCGGCCCAUCAAGAAGGCCAAGCGUCGUGCUGCUGGUUCAGAGGGGCAGAGUGGAGGAGCAUUCAAAGUGUUUAAAGGGUUCUCCCUGGCCCCUACAUCGGGAACCGGGCCAGCCGCUGAGGGGAUCACAGCCUUCUCCGGGUUCGGGAAUGGGGUAGGGUUUAAACCCCUGUCUGGGCUGUCCAAUGGGAACAGUGUCAAACCUGUCACUCCAGCCCUCACCGGGUUCACCUCGCCUACUGCCACCAAGACCACCACACCAGGUUCAUUAACAUUCAGCGGCCCCUCCAGUGCUGUCAUCACAGGGCAGCAGUCUAAUGGUUCCUCCCCCGCGGUUUCCAGUCGGUCUCUCAGCUCCUCUCUCUUCUCUAACAGCGGUAACAACCAGGAAUACAGUAGGCAGCUCACAGCUCUCAACUGCUCUGUCAGGGACUGGAUCACCAAGCACGUCAACGGAAACCCCCUCUGUGACCUAAACCCCAUCUUCAGGGACUAUGAAAAGCACCUGGCCAGCAUCGAUAAGAAGUACGGAGGGAGUGGAGGGACUGGAGCUGUGGCUGGAGCUGCUGUGGUGGCGGACGGAGGCUCAGAGAGCAGGAGCAGAGCAGAGGAACCAGUGGAGAAGCGGGCAGCCAGUACACCACCACCACCCUCCUCUAGCGCCGCCGCCCCGACCGCCACGGUGCCGGUGUUCUCCUUCAGUAAGGACAAGGACGGCAGCGCUACGGCCCCGGGGGACAGCUCAGCCGCUCCGAUCCCCGCUGGCAUCAGCUUUAGCUUGGGCCAGAAGGGGGACAGCUCAGCCGCUCCGAUCCCCGCUGGCAUCAGCUUUAGCUUGGGCCAGAAGGGGAACAGCUCAGUGUUGGGGUCUCUGAGCACCGGAGGAGCUCCUAGUGUCUCCUCCUCCUCCCUGUUUGGAGGCGCUGCUCCUCCUGCCUUCUCCUUCAGUGGGGCCAAAGCGGAGGCUGCCCCCACCCAGACAACAGAUGAAAACGGGGAGGAGUCGGAUGAACCUCCCAAAGUGGAAGUCCAGGAGAUUAAGGAGACUGACGCGUUCUACUCCAAAAAGUGUAAACUGUUCUAUAAGAAAGAGACGGAGUUCAAGGAAAAGGGAGUUGGAACGCUGCAUCUGAAAACCACCUCAGACGGAAAGACACAGCUGCUAGUCCGCGCUGACACCAACCUGGGUAACAUCCUGUUGAACAUCAUGGUCCAGCCCUCCAUACUCUGUUCCAGGAUGGGAAAGAACAACGUGAUGGUGAUGUGUGUUCCUAACCCUGUCGUGGACCACAACAACCCUACCAACCCUGUCGCCAUGCUCAUCAGGGUCAAAACAGCAGAGGACGCUGAUGAACUGCACAACAUACUGGAGGAGAAGACAGCUUAGAGGACGAGUCCCCUGGAGGGGGGUACAGGCUGCCCCCACUCCACCCUUCUGCCUAUCAACUAACCC